AUUUCCGUUGUCAGGUGGCGCUGUCGCUGUGGAAAGAUGCGAUCAGCGGAGAGCGGAGGCUUUUCCUUAAUUGCUCAUUUCGGUAACAGAGGCUAAACAACCCGAAACCAACCCUCUGUGGUCUCUCCUGCUCAAGCGAGAAGCUCAGCGCAUCCACCACCGCGUUUGCCCAAGAAAUGUCGACGUUGUAAGCAGACGGCGCAGACUUUACUCGGCGGUUUUGGCUCGAGAGCUCCAGCAUGUCCAAGCGGCGCUCGUCGGAGAAGGGGGCUGGAGAGACAUCAGGCAGGGCCAGCAAGCUGCAAUGUCCUGGGAUAUCCGGCAACAACGCCAAGAGAGCUGGGCCCUUCAUCCUUGGGCCUCGCCUGGGCAACUCACCAGUGCCCAGCAUAGUUCAGUGUCUGGCCAGAAAGGACGGCACAGAUGACUUCUAUCAGCUCAAAAUCCUGACGCUGGAGGAGCGGUCGGACUCUGCAGGAGAGACUCAGGAGGAGAGGCAGGGGAAGAUGCUGCUGCACACAGAGUACUCCCUCCUUUCUCUGCUGCACAACCAGGAUGGGGUCGUCCACCACCAUGGCCUAUUCCAGGAUCGAGCUUACGAAAUAGUGGAGGACACAGAGGCCAACAAAGUGCGAAAGAUGAAGAAGCGGAUUUGCCUCGUGCUCGACUGCCUGUGUGCUCAUGACUUCAGCGACAAGACGGCAGAUCUAAUAAACCUCCAGCAUUACGUCAUAAAGGAGAAACGACUGAGCGAGCGCGAGGCCAUCGUCAUCUUCUACGAUGUGGUGCGUGUGGUGGAGGCCCUUCAUAAGAAAAACAUUGUGCACAGAGACCUCAAACUGGGAAACAUGGUGCUGAACAAACGGACUCACCGAAUUACCAUCACCAACUUCUGCCUGGGAAAGCACCUGGUGAGCGAGGACGACCUGCUGAAAGACCAGAGAGGAAGUCCAGCUUACAUCAGCCCUGAUGUAUUAAGCAGUCGACCGUACCGCGGUAAACCCAGUGACAUGUGGGCUCUUGGCGUGGUCCUCUUCACCAUGCUGUACGGCCAGUUCCCCUUUUAUGACAGCAUACCUCAAGAGCUCUUCCGCAAGAUCAAGGCUGCUGAGUACUCCAUCCCAGAGGACGGCCGCGUGUCGGAGAACACAGUGUGCCUGAUCCGAAAGCUGCUGGUGUUGGACCCUCAGCAGAGGCUUACUGCAGGAGAGGUGCUGGAGUCUCUUGGUGUCAUCAUUGCCUCAUGGCAGUCCGUUUCAUCGAUGAGUGGCCCCCUGCAGGUGGUCCCGGAUAUUGACGAUCAAGUCAAUCACCCAGAUAAUCUGCAAGAGGCCAAGGUGAUAGAAGAGUCUUCACAGUACGAGUUUGAGAACUACAUGCGCCAGCAGCUGCUGUUGGCUGAAGAGAAGAACACUAUCCACGAGGCCAAGAGCUUUCUCACCAAGCGCCAGUUUGGCAGCAUCCCACCUGUGAGGCGUCUGGGCCACGACGCCCAGCCUGUCAGCCCGCUAGAUGCCGCCAUCCUGGCACAACGUUUCCUCCGGAAGUAGUCCCCAACUACCCAUCUCAGCCUGCCUGACCUCUCCAGGGUGUACGGUCCUGCAGAGUCCAGAGAGGACUGAGAAGGACAAGCCCUAAAACUGAACCCGCAUACAGAAGGCCCAGCCUGAACCAGGGUACAGACAGACCCAUUCGUAGGUGGGGCUUUGGGCAAGCUAUGUGGAGCCUGUGUGAGGAGGGCACCAGAACAAACUGCUCAUGUCCGGAUCCUCUAGUGAAACACGGAAAGCCCAGGAGGAAGAUCUGAACCAAAGGUUCCUUGCCCUCAGGUCACCCACAGUCAGAUCUCACUGUGUAACCAAGCUGAUGGCACAGUCACACAGGAGGCUAACACAAGGCUCUGCCUGGAGUGUUGAAGAGACGAUUAACCCCUUCCUCCUCCUCCGCCUACUCCAAGAUCUCCCUACUGUAACACUUCCUCAUCAACUCUGGAUCCCCUGAGCAAUACAGGACCAGAAUCAUGUAGCAACCCCUUCUCUUCCCUAGUGGUUAAUGGUAUUGCCUCAAGUCAGGUCAACUGAUCACAGAUGUCACUUCUCUAUACCUCCAUUCCACCCUCUCCCACUCUUUCCUCUUCCUCUCUGUUUUCCUGUACCGAUAAUGAUCCAGACUGGUCCUGUCUGUUGACUUCAAAUCAAUCUACCUCUCUGUCUCUCUUCUCUGUUGGUAAACCAUGCUCACUGUUCUGAGACAAGGGAUUGUAACAAUGGAGUCUUGAUGCCACCAGUGACAUAAAGCAUUAAUGUUUUCUGUCAGAGUGAUGAUGCUUUGAAACCUUUUCAGUGGUUUCAAAAAAUCUGAAUAAGCUUUUUAUCAUAUUUACCUUAAUAAGUAGCAUUUUAUCCCUACCUUUUGAUUGAAGAUGGAGAAUAUCAAAUUAUGCGUACGUGCAUCCUUUGAUAUUUGCAGAAUGCAUUGUCUCCUGCUUUCGCUCAUCCCUGUGGAAAUCUAUUUUUAGCAUCUAGGCAGCUAGUGUGAGGUACCUGGAAGUCACAAUGCCAAGAACUGAAUGGGAAAAACUGUUGGAUCCUCCCUGCCAAGGCAUAUUGAUGGUAACGCUUUCUCAGUGCCAUUAUAGUGAAGAUCAGGCACUGUCAUGUUUCUAUUGCCAAAAAUCAUGUCUUAAAAUUACUUUUAGCCAAGGAAACUGGUACCCACAGCCUCAUUCAGAAUCAAAUGGCUUCCAGGUAUUCCAACUUCCCUGUUUCUCUUUAUCAAGACAGAUCAUGGGACAAGAUUUCUUUUUCAGUGUGAAUGUGAACUGUCACCUACGCUUUGCUACGUCUGCAGUAUCCAUGAGUGUGUACGCUUGUGUUAUUUCGGGCCAGGCAAAACCAGAGUCUGCAGGGCCGUCGAGCUGUUAACCUCUGACAGCCACAGACCCUUUGUAAGCUAUCCUCCAAUCAUUGUGUUCUGUUAUCUGGCCUGCCUCAGUGGCAGACACUGUGAAAACCAGAGCGGGCUUUGCUAAGACGGGGCUUGAUCAAAUGUUAUUGCGAUUGUCGUGAAUGCUUUCUUAAAGUUUGGAAAAUAUCACAUAUCUAUUGCCAUUCUCAAGCCCCCUCUCUAGCUCAAUUUGUACAUGCUUUGUAUUAUCUCACCAUGUUGGCUCUUCACACAGAGGCUCGCUGGUGGCUGGUAAUCGAUACUGUAAUAUUUCGUAGAGAAAUGAAAAUACAGACUCGCAGGUUUUUAAGCUUAGUUUCUGGGUCUUCUUGGCUAUUAAUGCAUUCUUCUUUUAUCAAACCAUGGCAAAGCUACUAACCAGUGACUGUUAGGCAUCUGUACACUGCAACUUGCCUUUGCGUAUUGGUACCUGCUUUAGGCUCUCUAGACUUCUUCCUAUUUAUAUUCAAACUGAUUGCAUGAACAUAGGCUCUGGAAUCUUUUUUAAUUUUCUUGUAAUUUUAUGUUGAUUUAUUUAUUCACUUGUGUGCCCCCCCCCAUCCCCAAACCACUGGGGCUUGCAUUGCGGUCAUUGAUCAUAGCCUGUCUAAACUGUUAUUUUAAAUGGAGACACCCAAAAACUCUGCUCUCUCAGCUUUUAAGAAGUGUGAGCUCACAGUGAUUCUCAUUCUGAUCCUUUUCUGCCGCAUCCAUCAAAAGUGUAGCACCUGUUUUUGUGUUAUCCUUUUUUUUCCUGAAUUAUUUUCUUGCCAUUUCUGCCACAAAGUCUGUGGUCAACUUAAGCUACACUAAUAACGAGACUGACUUUUGCAUAGUUCUAUUUUUUACAGAAAAUGAUACUCGCACAUUAUCUUGAUUUACAGGAGGGGAUUUUUUUUGUAGUGUUUUUUUUUUGUUUUUGUUUUUUUCUCCCAUCAUUAACCCCCAGAAAUCCCCGCACAAGGCUGCACUCUCUGGUCAGUAUGUAAAUAUGUACCAUCAUGACUGCGCCAGUCAUAAUGUAUGUAGUUCCACUCAGCGAGAUACCAACACCGUUUCAACACAUGCCGAUUGACGUGCAUUAUGGGCCACGUUGGCCAUCAACCACCACAUCCGGAGGCUAAAUUAAUGUCUUGAGAGCUGUCUGCUUUCUCCCACCUCAAUGUGAAUUUCCAUGGGUAUACAGCAGUAUUGUAGUAGUCUAGAUCGUUCCAUCAGAACAGGGUGUUUUCAUGAGCACCGUAGCCAUUGCUGACAUUAAGUGAUCGUCUGUGGGAAGUGUCUUAAGUCAUCUUCCACAACAUUCCAGAUGUUUUUUCGUCCCCACCCCCCAUAAUCAAAAAGUGUUUCACUCUCUAGCUAGUGGAUUGUACCACGUUCAAUGUUCGUUUGACAGAGUUGUGUUGGUAGACUGCGAUGUGGACUGAAAAGCAUGGAAAUAGUGUGAGGUUAAACUCUGUGUAAAACAUGUGAGUGUUGCAUGAUUUUAAACUUGAAAAGUGUGCCAACUGAUAGAGAAUUUGAAGAUAACGUACUCAUUUGGGUCCUACAGGAAAACUACAAACCAAAAUAGAAAUACCCCUCAAUUAGACGAGAAGUCAAAUGUUAUUUAUUUUCCCUAGUUUGAAUUUUUAUAAUGGAUCCCCCUCCCCCGCUUAUAAAGUCUAAAGUCUUCAGUAUAUGACCAAUAUAUUGCUGACUGUUUCAACUGGAAACUCGGUGUAGGAUAUGAAACGUGGCGUAGGUUAAACCCAAUGGGACAAUGUGUUGUAAGCUGCUUGGUCGGUCAUGGGCAUCUAGAUACAGAAAACUGCGUACUUGUACAGAUGAAAAACACGUUUGUAUAAAAAAAAACAUAUUUUUCUACUUCAUCAGAUCUCUACAUGCAUGUCAGCAAUAAACUUUGAUAUGGAAACGUU
Molecule: messenger RNA, 4865 nt
Organism: Acanthopagrus latus (yellowfin seabream)
Lineage: Eukaryota; Metazoa; Chordata; Actinopteri; Spariformes; Sparidae
Gene: stk40
Product: serine/threonine kinase 40
Exons: 11
Coding region: 240-1550 (436 amino acids)
Biological process (GO): protein phosphorylation
Molecular function (GO): protein kinase activity; ATP binding
Source: RefSeq, a predicted model, not a curated record